AUGGCAGCAGGGAGGAACCAAACAACUACCACAGAAUUCAUUCUUAUAGGAUUCGGAGACACCAAAGAGUUCCACAUUCUAUUCUCUUUCAUCUUUCUAGCUAUUUACCUUUCUACUACAAUGGGAAACAUUCUCAUCAUUGCACUCAUCAUAACAAACAACAAUCUUCACACCCCUAUGUACUUCUUCCUGGGAAAUCUGGCUUGCUUAGAGAUCUGUUACAUCUCUACCAUUGUGCCUAAACUAAUCACCAUUUUCCUAACAGGGGACAGGACAAUUUCAUUUUGGGGUUGUAUUGUGCAGUUUUAUUUCUUUGCUGCCCUGGCUGCUACUGAAUGCACUCUCUUAGCCGUGAUGUCUCAUGACCGGUACCUUGCAAUAUGCAAGCCACUGCAUUAUGGCACCCUUAUGAAUAUCAGGGUUUGCAUCGUACGGGCAGCUGGGUGUUGGCUCAGUGGUUUUCCAGUACUGCUGAUAGUUCUCCAUUUGAUGUCAAGAUUACCCUUCUGUGGCUCCAAUCGGAUACAGCACUUCUUCUGUGACCUUGCUCCAGUCAUAAGCAUUUCUUGUGGAGAAACACAAGCAGUGGAAUUCACUCUCUUCUCAAUUGCAUUCACAUUAAUCUUGCCUCCAUUUCUAUUAACUGCAAUAUCUUAUGCUUUUAUCAUCCUGGCUGUGCUGAGAAUCCCCUCCACCACUGGAAGGAAGAAAGCCUUUUCAACAUGUUCAUCUCACCUCAUAGUGGUUAGUAUGUUCUAUGGUUCCCUUGCUGUUGUUUAUUUGUUGCCAAGGAUUGAAACACUGAGAAAAUUCAAUAAAAUAUUUUCUGUCUUCUACACCAUUGUAACUCCGCUCAUCAAUCCAUUGAUCUACACUCUUAGAAAUAGGGAGUUCAAAGUAGCCCUUAAGAAAUCAAUCCAAAAAAUGCUUCACAACACCUUCUGA
Pogona vitticeps (central bearded dragon) is the source of this 945-nucleotide messenger RNA. RefSeq names its product olfactory receptor 6B1-like. Gene Ontology annotation, cellular component: membrane. Gene Ontology annotation, molecular function: G protein-coupled receptor activity; olfactory receptor activity. The record is from RefSeq and is a predicted model, not a curated record. Gene Ontology annotation, biological process: G protein-coupled receptor signaling pathway. Lineage: Eukaryota; Metazoa; Chordata; Lepidosauria; Squamata; Agamidae.